AUGCGACCCGCGACUGUAAUUGUGACGCUUAUCUCCCAGGGCUUAUUUGUGGCUGGGCGUAAGACGAAUGACGUACAGCAACCAGAGGCAAGUGCUUUUGACACACACAUAGAUGCACAAAAUUCACAUCAAGAACCAUGGGAAAAGGGUCCGCUGGUAGAAAGAUGGCAACAAUGGAUUCGACGACAAGAUACGAGCGAAACAGACGACAAUGAAACGUCGACAGAACCAAAAUCUGAGACGAGAGAGACUACCAAAGACGAAGAGACGACGACAGAGGACGAGACUACAACCACAGAAGACAAACAAACAACGACAACAGAAAAUCCUGUAUCAACGACUGAAGAGUCAACUACAGAAGCGACGUCAACCGAGCAAUUGUCUUCAUCGUCCACAGUCUCGUCCACCGAAACAUCAAGCGAUCCAACGUCUACAAGAAGUACUGUCACAUCUCUAGAGCAAGGAGCAUCAUGUUAUAGUACAACUGUAUCCACCAGCGUCGUCUGCCACAUCACAACUGACGGCCGCACCGAGAGCGCCUCGUGCAUCACAAACAGGAUGACGUCCAGCACCUGCGCCCCUGGCCUCUUCUGUGAGAUACACCCCGACUCUGGCGCGACGGUAUGUAUGGAGCAGCACAACGAGAUUGGCACAGAAGGCAUAGUCGUGGCAUCAAUUUUUGCAGCUUGUAUCGCAGGCUGUAUGGCUGUCUUGGUGGGCAUGUGCUUGAGGGAUAAGCGUGCGCAGAAGAAGUUUGAGAAUUUGAAGAGAGUCAAGACUCUGAGGACGGCUAAGAGGGAGGAGCAAGCUAACCUAAUGGCUGGAGGACAUAUCUAG
Molecule: messenger RNA, 837 nt
Organism: Fusarium venenatum
Lineage: Eukaryota; Fungi; Ascomycota; Sordariomycetes; Hypocreales; Nectriaceae
Source: RefSeq, a predicted model, not a curated record